UAAUUAUCGAUCUAAAAGUUGGCUAGCCCAUUUUGACAUUCAAAACCCAAAAAAACCAGCCCAGUAGAAUCUUGAUUCUAUAAUCAAACUGAGAAUACCGAGAUUUUCUCAACAAAAUUUGAUCAAAACCCCUUUCAAGAAACAAAAAAUUACAUCAAAAUCAAAUCUGUUCAUGCAUCAUUCUGUGAUAAAUUCCACACACCCAUAAAACCCCAAGAGCGAAGAACAAACAUAAAAUAACUUUUAUGGGGCAAAACACAGGCGCAAGUGGGAAAGGCAAGAAAGAAGAGGAAAUGAAAAAGGAAACAGUAGAAGAAGAAGAGGAAGUGGAAGAAGGUGGGGAAGAAGAAGGAGAGCAAGACGAACAAGAUGGCAUGUCCGUACAUUCUCCUUGUAAACCUCCUUCUUCUGCUCUUCGUAAGGAGCAAUCACAGGUGGAAUUGGAGAUAAGAUUGUUGGAGGCUCUUGAAAUCUAUCCUCCUGCCAAAUUGAGAGGCAUACAUCGUCAUUUUGUCCUUUACGGCUUAACAGAAUAUCUGCGUAGAAGCUUCAAUAGGCAAUUUGCUCCUGAUGAUGUUUUGAAGCUGCUGGAUCGCUUCUACAACUUGGAAAUGGUGAAACCAGAUGAUGAGGAUGCAGAACUCCUAAAUCAAGAGGAAGAAUUUUCGUUGCCGGAGAGUUAUUUCUCGAAGGAAGAAUCUUGAACGAGUUUGAAAUCGAUAUGGAUUUUGGACUUCACCUCUGGCAAUUCUUGUAUAGUAGUAUCAGAAUGGUUAAAUUCUUUUUGUUCUUGUUGCCAUAAUCAAUCUGGUACUCUUUUCUUGAAUCUUCUUAAAUUGGCAAAUUCUAAACCUUACUGAAAUUUUUGUAUGCAUGCUGAGAAUUGAUUUCAGCUUUCCUAAUACAGACAGUUGAUCUUUUUACAUA
This is a messenger RNA of Nicotiana attenuata, 927 nucleotides long. RefSeq lists its product as uncharacterized. Gene Ontology annotation, cellular component: NuA4 histone acetyltransferase complex; nucleus. Lineage: Eukaryota; Viridiplantae; Streptophyta; Magnoliopsida; Solanales; Solanaceae. Bases 246 to 704 code for a protein of 152 amino acids. The record is from RefSeq and is a predicted model, not a curated record. The transcript is spliced from 5 exons. Gene Ontology annotation, biological process: regulation of transcription by RNA polymerase II.